AUGCAUAAUAUCCUGCACAGGUCGGGCUACACGGGCUUUGCAGCAGCUGAAAACCGCAGGCAGCAGCUGAGGAAACGACAAGCACAGCGGGGGGGAAGCAGAGACAGAAACGACAGCACAGACAGCAUCGACCGGAGUGCGGUGGUGGCACGUGUGCACAGUCACACACAGGAUGGUGCCUGUCCCGUCGACGUGCUUGCUUUGCGGAAGAUCCAAAAAGAGUUGAUCGGAGAUUGUGCGAAACAGUCCGCCUGGAAGGUUUCCGAGGAAAAAGAGUUCAGGGACCGAGAGAGGAAAAUCCGCGUGGAGGAGCGUGGAGAGAUAUCGUGGAGAAGGGAAACAUAAGAGGUAGCAGUGAAGGGGCUGGUAGAGGUGAGAGCUUGUUGAAGUCAGUUUGGAUCCAUUGCGGCGACGAUCCACUGAUCGUAGAUCGUACAAGCCGGACCCGCCGCAAAUUGCCCACAGCGGAGGACGCAGCAGCAAC
Molecule: messenger RNA, 484 nt
Organism: Ectocarpus sp. CCAP 1310/34
Lineage: Eukaryota; Phaeophyceae; Ectocarpales; Ectocarpaceae
Source: the annotation of a GenBank genome assembly